Messenger RNA from Caenorhabditis sp. 36 PRJEB53466, 7650 nucleotides. The record is from the annotation of a GenBank genome assembly. Lineage: Eukaryota; Metazoa; Nematoda; Chromadorea; Rhabditida; Rhabditidae.
AUGACGUGUUCCAAGUGUUCCUGUUCAUUUUCAGUGAGUUCUUAUUCUUUUUCUCCGUUUUUCUCGCCGCCAAUCCGUUCACCGUCGGACCACACUGUGUCCUCCUCCUAAUUGUGGGCCAAUGCGGCUCGAAAGGGGCAAGGCUCGUUUGCUGACGCAUUGUUGACUCACCGUGUGUGACCAGACCAACGGAACAAACACUCCUCUCGCGCACCUCCGUCCUUUUGGACACAACUUUUCUUCGCGAUGCGAUGCGUUUUGUGACCAGCCCUUCUUCUACUUCUUCUUAUCGCUUCGCCGUUUGUGUCAAACGAUGACACGUAUAAAACUGUCGCCCAGAUUCGGUGCCCCGCGUCAUUUUUCAUUUUUUUCUUACAAUUUAUCAUUAGAUAACUAAUUAACACAACUUUUUCUUUCAGGAAAUGAACAUAAAAGUACGGAUAGGCCUAUUAUUCAUCUUUCUACUCCAUCUAUCCAUGGCGAUCGCUCGCAAGUCGACGGACGGGGUAGCACACCAUCGAUUGGUCCGGUUGCACGCCAUACUCAUCACGUCUACCGCCAUGUUGGUGGCCUCUUACUACAUGUGGAAACGGGUCAACUUUGCCAUCACGUGAGUGUUUUUCAUACUUGCAACCCUCAAAAACCGUUUCAGGACUAAAUUCCCAAACCCGAACCCAGUUGGCAACCGACGACUCCGUCUACUCUGUCUCCAGGACGUCGCCCAAGCACUGAUGCUCCUCUUCCUCUUCCUCUCCCACAUUGCUCUAUUUUUCUACUACAUCCUGCUGGGUGAGUGGUUUUUACAUUGAAAAACAACAGACGAAACGUGGGAAUAUGCAUAAUGACGCGUCGGAAUUAACGAACAGUUGACAACAGGCGUCAGAAUUUUUAUGCAAACUGUGUGAAAUUGUGGUGGGAAUGAGGGAAUGCUGAUUGAAAGUUGUAGGGAAGUCGUGACCAGACAUAGGCUACGUCGAAUGCAUUGGAGAACUGAUCAGACUGAAAAUUGGACCCAAGAUAUUCCAAAGUUUGGGCUUGAUUGAAAAAAUGCAAAUCGAUCAAAAGUUCAUCAUUAGAAAGGCCCACGUCUUGGCCAGAACACAUAAAAACUCUGCAAUGAUUGCAGGUCCGGAGCCAAAUGUCAUUGCCGUCACAAGUCUCAGUUUCAUUGCCGCCUAUGCUCACAUCCUCAUUUUCCUAGUCAUUGUCGACAUCAUCUACUACUCCACGAGAGUUAUUCACAACAAAGUUACCCCCAACUCGGUUCACUCGUGAGUUUUUCUCAUCGACUUUUUGUCGGAGCCAGCAGAGAUUACCGAAAAACUGCUAUUUUCAGCUACUUCCAUGAAACGCGCAGUCAAUACAUCUUCAUGGCCGUCAUACUCGGGUUCUUGUUCAUGCUCGGAGGAUUGUACACCACUCACACGGAUCCAGUCGUUAGAAAGACUAGUAUUCCGAUGAAAGUUAGUGUUUGGUCAACUUUUCCGAUAGAUAACAGCGAAGUGUUCUUUGAAAUAAAGCAAAGUGUCAGUCCGAUCGAUGAGGCAGUGAGAGCACACAACUUUGUGCUUUAUUGUUUACUCUGCCAUGAGGUGUCCAGCAUAUUCUGCUCAUCUAAACCCUAUUCUGAAGACACUUUGAACCACAAAUGGGAAAAGCCACAAAAAUAACGUACAGGCCAGUGAGCAAGGGUUUCUUUGAUCGAUAAACAGAAAAAUGACGUUGAUAUUGAGAAAAAUACGCAAUUUUUUCAGAAGUUCGAUUCCAACAGUGGUUCCGAUGUCUCGAUUGUUCUGUUAUCGGAUGUGCACAUCGGACCAACAGUCGGACGCACGAGGAUUCGAAGGAUUGUGGACAUGACGAAUGAUCUGAAACCUGGUAAGCGUUCGAACAUAUUCAUCAAACAAUUGGUUCGAAUUCUGAACGUUUUAUAGCUAUCCACUGAAAUGUAAGUCAAAUAUUUGACUUAAAUUUUCGUUGCUCGAGUUCUGAACGUUUUGCUUUCCAGAUAUCAUCGCAAUCGCUGGAGAUCUCGCCGACGGACUUGUGCGUGAUUUCCACGGAGCGGCGGAGCCAUUGUGUGACUUAAAGGCGCCGGGAGGUGUCUACUUUGCUACAGGUACGUUUCUUCGGUCACAAAUUUGACUCCUGAGCGUUUCGGAACCGUGUUUAGCGGAUCCAAGCAGUUCUAUGGAAGUUUGAUCCAAAACAUCGUUUCUAAGCGUCGCGAGAACGAAGAAGACUACUUUCCAUUCAAGAAAAGCCAUGUGUUACAGGAAACCACGAGUACAUGCACGGAAACGUCACCGAAUGGUUCUGGUUCUUGGAGAACUGCAAUAUUACGGUAACAUUCUCAUAUUUUCGUCGAAUUUCACCCAACUUUGUUUAUUUCAGAUUCUUCACAACCAGAACAAACACAAAAUAGUAAACGGUCAGAAGCUGUGCAUGGCCGGAGCCGACGACCUCUUUGCUCUUCGUGCUCACGUCGCCGGACAUGGAAUGGACCUGAAGAAGGCGCUCUCCACCUGCGACUCGGACUCUACCAAUGUCCUUCUAGCCCAUCAGCCAAACGCCGCCAAAAUUGUGCUCAACGAUCGGGAUUUGAGUCAGAAGGUGAAUCUGAUUCUGUCCGGACACACCCACGGAGGACAAAUGUACCCGUUCGUGCCAAUUGUGCAUCUGGCUAACGCAUUUGUCAGGUAAACAGUUUUCCCCAUAGUUGUCACAAACCUGGCCGGGCCGUGAUAAAAAUGUCUACUGCCCAAAUGAGCCUAGCUGAGGCAAACCUUUUCUGCAUGAUUUUGUAUUUCUGACUGGUUAUCACGGCCUGCGCCAAAAAGUCAUAACUAUGUGUUUCCCACUGAGAAUUCGAACCCCAAUCUGUUUCUGUUCCAGAGGGCGCUACUACGACAAGACCACGGACACGUACGUCUAUGUGAGCGCCGGCGUCAAUUACUUUGGACCGCCGAUCAAAAUGUUUGGAAGUUGCGAAAUAAUUUAUAUCAACAUGACCUCAUAAUUCAAGUUUUGUGACCGAUGUUCUAUUUUCAGUGUUGUUAUUCACAAACAUGACCCGGGUAACGUGACCUUCUCAUUGAUUUUUCACAGGCGUUUCGUCAUUGUUAACGCUUUAUUUUCUUCGACGACCUUGUACUUUGUAUAGUCAGAUUUUACGGAUUGGCCAGAGUAAAUUAUUUGUUUUGAUUGUGUUGUGACGAAUCCAUAUCAGAAAUGAACUCGGUAACUUCAAUUUCAGGCAGAUAAGUAAGCAAAGCCAAGGAGGGCGCGCGACAUCUUUUAAAACCGGAAGCUGCUGAAAAGCGGGCCUUGUGGCCUAAUGGAUAAGGCGUCUGACUCCUAAUCAGAAGAUUGCAGGUUCGAUCCCUGCCUAGGUCGACACUUUUUUGCAUUUUUCAAUGUUCCGAAUCGCUGAAAAUGUCAUAAGAAAACAUAAUUCUGACAAUUUUCACUCUUCCAACGGAACAUGUUUGCCUUUGUAUCUUAUUUAGUUACUUAAUGGCGUUUAUACUGAAACACAUAGUGGUACGAGAGAUCAGAUUGCAAUAUACAUUGGAUUUAAAUAUCUUUGAUCCGAGUUUUAGACCAAUUGGAUCGUUUACUAAAGAAAUAGGUGCGAGAAGGUUUACAAAUGCCAAAACCGGUAAUCAUCAGUCAAAAAAAAUCCUUUUGAACUCUUUUUCCUUCAAAAAAAGUUCAAUAACAGCAAUUUCUUUCAAAAGCAAACAUUAAACCCAAAACUCGUUAAGCGAUUAGAACCCCUAAAUGCCCUGGAAAUGCGACGCUUACUCGUUGGGCACGGACGCUAUUCAUGGUGCUCGCGGAGCUCCCCAACCCUUCUCCUCAUCUGCAUCUCUUUACUCGGUCUCUCUCCUCAUCUUUCUCUUCCGUUUCAACUCUCACACCCUCUCCCUCUCCCUCUCUUCUUGCCGUCUUCUGCCCAUUCCAGUCGUGCUCCACUCCCUCCGCUCAUUCGAGAGGCACCCUUCCCUUCGACACACUCACAACUACACACUCUUUCGUCUGCACUCUUUUUCUCUCUUUGCUGUCGAAACUUCUUUUUUUUUGAAGAUAAUGGCAAAAUAUAAGAAAGGUGAGCCAUGAGUUUCAUACGUGCAAUUAGAUGGAAUAUGUAUGUAUGUUUGGGAGAUUUUUACAUGUUUUUGUUGCGUUCAGGCAAAGAUGCAAAGUAUGCGGACGUGGUUAUGGACGAUGACGACGACUUGCCCAUUGCUAGGAAGAUCGCCGAGCAUACUAAAGAGGUGACGCCAUACACAAUUCUGAAUUUUUUUUAGAAGAAUAAUGUGAUUUACCGUGUGUCUGUUUGUUAUCAUGUGGUUUGACACCAAUAUUUAUGAUAAGGGCAAUGUUUGGAAACGGUAAAAACUUCAGAAAGACCAACCCAUCCAUGCAUCCUUCUUUGAACUUGACGGAAAACCAUUUUCUGCUAUCAACAAGACAAUGUUGCCGAUUUACAUAGAAGACCCUCAUGACUAGUGAGUUCUUUUUGUCUCCCCCUUUUUCACAACCUUAUUUAGUUUUGAUGAAUUUGGAUUUCGACGUCAAGAAGAUGAUGAGGAUCAGAAAGUCGAGCCAGACGAGGGCAUGACGUCAUCCGAACAAAAGCAGCAACAAUUAUCCGCUUCACCGGUUGAGAAUAGUGCGCACAAGUGAGCAGUUCUAUUUUAUCCGCCACAUAAUCGAGAUGAGCCGCUUUCAGAAUGAAGCUCAUCUCGUAUUUGCAAGAUGUGCACAAGGAAGUGAAGGACGACGUCUUGUGGUCGCACAUUUUGGGCCCGGAGCUCAAAACGGAUAGAUUUGAGGAGCUGUUGAAAGAAGGCGGCAUUCCGCAUUCGAUGCGUCCCUUCCUUUGGCCCCGUCUUUCCGGUGCCACCAAAAAGCAGAAAGACGCCAAAUACACGUAUGAGAGUGUCUUGCGGCAAUGUGCACAGGAUAAGCCGUCGAUUGGUGGGGAGAGCCCAGAAUGGGAGACAUGUAUUCGCAUGACUUUUAGGGGUUCAAAUCGAGAGGGACUUGUUGAGAACUUUGCCGAAUAAUAUUUGUUUUUGGAAGAAGAAUUCGGAGGGGAUUGAGGCAUUGCGAAGGAUUCUGAAGUCGGUCGCUUUCAUCUAUCCGGAUUUGGGAUAUUGUCAAGGAAUGGGUUCGUUCAUUUUGACUAAAGAUCUCUAGUAGUCAGUUUCACCUAAACACUUCCAAUUUGCAGGUGUCCUAGUAGCCUCGCUCCUUCUCUACUGCUCUGAAGAGACCACAUUUUGGAUGAUGACCGCAUUGAUCGAAGACAUCCUCCCGCCCAACUUUUACACGCAAACUCUUCUGGGUUUACAAGCGGAUGAAAGGGUAUCCAGACACCUCAUGAGGUGCCAUGUUCCUGAUUUGAACAAAGCAUUAGAAGAUCAUGAAGUUGAGGUAGGUUUGAAUUCAUUGUUCGUGUUUCAAAAGUGUUUUUUUUUCAAACUUUCAGAUCUCUCUGCUGACCGUCAAUUGGCUACUAACUUUGUUCGGUUCCGUGUUCCGUACAAGAGUACUUUUGAGAGUUUGGGACUUUAUAUUUUACUCUGGAAGUGUGAACAUCUUUCGGGUGAGUCUAUGAAAACUGAACCACGUGUGAAAUUUUUGUCAUUUUCAGGUUAUUAUCUCGAUUCUGAAGAUGAAGGAGGAGGAAAUUGUUGAAAUUGCGAACACCACUCAAUCUUCAGCGGACAUUUUCACAGCGCUGAGUCAACUUCCAUCAUCUGUGACCGAAGUGGAGAAAGUGAUUGAAUAUAUGGGCUCAUUUGAGUUCACCAUCACUGACCACCUCAUUUCGGAACUUCGGAAGAAACAUCAAGCAGUUCUGAUGGCAGAUCAGGGAAUGAUUGUGAAUAUUUCGACAGAUACUAACCUGCCGAAACAAACCACUCAGAGAAGAAAACUGACUAGAUCCAAGUCGAUCAUCAAGCAGAUUUUCAGUUCUAAAGACGAUGUGAGUUUUUUUUUUCUUGUGUGUCACUUCUAUAUUUUCAAGUUUUCAGUCCGGCAACGACCCGAAAAGCAAGAACAUCCGUCAAACCGAGAUUUUGGUGGAUUUGAAAGAGUCAGUGCUCCAAAUCUGCCGUUAUUUCAUCUCAUGUGAUGAGAAAAUGGAAUUGAAUGUCUGCACUCAGGUAUUUCACAACUGGAAUAACGGUUUUCAUAAAGAUUGUUCGAUUUCAGGCAGAUUAUAGUCCCGAGAGUCAUAACAAAGACAUUGGGAACUACCUUAAAGGCCGGCGAGUUGGAGCUAAACGAGCAAGGGCUCUGCUGGAUUUUGCAAGAGAAGAGGAAAACGAACUUGGCUUCAGGUAAGGUACCCCAAGAUUUUCUGUUCAUCACAUUCAUUUUUCCAGAAAAAACGACAUCAUCACAAUAAUUAGUGAGAAAGACGAGCACUGCUGGGUUGGCGAAGUGAAUGGAUUACGCGGGUGGUUCCCGGCAAAAUUUGUGGAAGUGGUCGACGAGCGCGGCAAAAGCUACACCAUUUAUGGAGAUGAGGCCGUGUCGCCGGAGAUCACCGAGUACAUACGAGGUCGAUUAGCUAAUAGCUUCCGGCAAAUAAUGGACCACGGAAUACGAGAGAACGUUAUGUAUUCUGCGAUGGCCUAUCAUCCGUGGAGUUUCAUCGAGGACAUUGCAUACUAUUCUGUUGAGAAGAAUUUCAACUCGGUCUACUCGAGGCUGACUUUGUGUAACACUUUCAAUCUGGAUGAGGAUGGAAAAGUGAGUUUUUUUCGAAAAAUGUAUGACCCAUAGAUCCUGUUAUUCUGCGCCAAAGAAUUUUUGUUAGUGUUGAAAAUUUAGGCAUUACUACUGGAUAACCCGUUGUGAACAAUGUCGAAAAAAGGCAAAAAAUUUUGACCCAGGCAGGGGUCGAACCUGCAAUCUUCUGAUUAGAAGUCAGACGCCUUAUCCAUUAGGCCACAAGGCCACGAGUGUAUGUCGGCCGAGAGGGCGUACAUAUAUGCGGCGCGAGUGCCAUCAGUCAACCAAUCUUCGAGACGCCACACUUUACACAUUUGCAGAUCCUGACACCCGAAGAACUACUCUUCCGAUCCGUUCAAUUGAUAAAUGAUUCGCAUAACGCCGUGUCGGCGCACUCUGAUGUAAAGUUGAGGUAUUCAACUAAUUCAAAAUGUUCUCAAUCUAGCGUUUUUCUUCUUUUCAGAAGCCUUCUCGUAGUCGGGGUCAAUGAACAAUGCAUUCACCUUUGGUUCGACCUUCUGUGUUCCGCCACACAACACGAACACAUAAGGAACAAGUACUACCACUCGUGGGCUUUCAUCAGAUCGCCCGCCUGGCGCCAGAUCAAGUGUGACCUCCGACUGCUAAGCCAAUUUUCGUUCAACCUCGGCAUGUCGUUCGAGAUUGAGGGAAUUGAUAAGAAGAAGCGGAAGUUUGUGAAUGGGGUAAGACAGUUUGCGUAGUUUGCUGGCAAUUACCUUUUUUUUAUUGCAGUUGCUAACAAGCCAGAAGAAGAAGAUAUUGUCGACAGUUGUGUCUUCGUCCCAAGACAAUAAACAGAACGGAGAUGAACCAUUGAAGCAGGGAGUCACCGACAUGCUCAUCAAGCAUCAUUUGUUCAGUUGGGAUUUGUAG